GAGGUUUUUCACUUCUCUGAAUCCCAAAUCCUCAAACUCGCCGGCCUCGCCGCAAGCCGUCGCCGGUGCCGGAAAACCAAAAUUUUCGCCUGAAAACCUCACUACCUUGCCGCAAGUCGUCGCAAUGGAGAAAAUGGAGCUGAAAGAUGAUAAAAACAAAGAGGUAGAAGAGGAGCAAGUAGUGAACCCAUGGGAAGUAUCAGCAAAAGACGGCGGGAAGAUUGACUAUGACAAAUUGAUCGACAAAUUUGGUUGCCAGAGGCUUGACGAGUCCUUAAUUCAGAGAGUUCAACGUCUUACAAAUCGGGCACCUCAUGUUUUCCUUCGCCGUGGAGUUUUCUUUGCUCAUCGUGAUUUCAAUGAUAUAUUGGAUUCUUAUGAGAAAGGGGAGAAGUUCUAUUUGUACACUGGCAGAGGACCUUCUUCUGAAGCUUUGCAUUUGGGUCAUCUUAUCCCUUUCAUGUUUACAAAGUACUUGCAGGAUGCUUUUAAGGUGCCACUUGUAAUACAGUUGACUGAUGAUGAGAAAUGUAUGUGGAAGAAUUUGUCAGUGGAAGAAAGCCAAAGACUUGCUCGUGAGAAUGCUAAAGACAUUAUUGCUUGUGGAUUUGAUAUUUCAAAGACGUUUAUUUUCUCUGAUUUUGACUAUGUUGGUGGCGCCUUUUACAAGAACAUGGUCAGGGUUGCAAAAUGUGUCACAUACAAUAAGGUUGUUGGCAUUUUUGGUUUCACAGGUGAAGAUCACAUUGGGAAAGUUAGUUUUCCACCAGUCCAGGCUGUGCCAUCCUUCCCCAGUUCAUUUCCCCAUAUCUUUGGCAAUGAGAACAUUCGCUGUUUGAUUCCAUGUGCCAUUGACCAGGAUCCGUAUUUCCGAAUGACUCGAGAUGUUGCUCCUCGGAUAGGCUAUCACAAGCCUGCUUUGAUUGAAUCAUCAUUCUUUCCUGCCCUUCAGGGGGAGAAUGGAAAAAUGUCUGCUAGUGAUCCAAAUUCUGCCAUUUAUGUGACCGAUUCAGCAAAAGAUAUAAAAAACAAGAUAAACAGAUAUGCAUUCUCAGGUGGACGAGACUCAAUUGAGUUGCACAGGAAGUACGGAGCAAACCUGGAGGUUGAUAUACCAUUUAAAUAUCUUGGCUUUUUCCUGGACGAUGAUGCAGAGCUGGAACACAUUAGAGAGGAGUAUGGUUCGGGCCGUAUGCUGACAGGUGAAAUUAAAAAGAGGCUAGUUGAAGUUCUAACAGAUCUAGUUGAAAGACAUCGACGGGCUAGGGCUGCAGUGACUGAUGAGAUGGUAGAUGCUUUCAUGGCUGUCAGACCACUUCCUAAUAUGUUCAAGUGAAUGAGCAAAGUAUAAUUACUUCUCGAGGCUCAUCAUUAUUUACCAUUUACUGAGUUUUUUCUUCUUUAAUUGUAACUGUUUUUUUUUUGUUCUUUCCUAUAGUUAGUUACUCGUUAUUGCAACUCAAGUUAUGCUUACAAGAACAACGUCAAGAAGAUGGAUUUGUGGUAGAUUGAACAUGAUAUAUUUUCUCACUUGUAUCCCUUUUUU
Solanum verrucosum is the source of this 1546-nucleotide messenger RNA. Its product is annotated as tryptophan--tRNA ligase, cytoplasmic. Lineage: Eukaryota; Viridiplantae; Streptophyta; Magnoliopsida; Solanales; Solanaceae. Gene Ontology annotation, molecular function: ATP binding; tryptophan-tRNA ligase activity. Gene Ontology annotation, cellular component: cytoplasm. Bases 125 to 1336 code for a protein of 403 amino acids. The transcript is spliced from 11 exons. Gene Ontology annotation, biological process: tryptophanyl-tRNA aminoacylation. The record is from RefSeq and is a predicted model, not a curated record.